GCUGGUCAACUCUUUCAAAUUAACCGCUAAACACGCUUUAUCUUUCAAACACUCGCAAAAAAAUAAAUUAUAAAUAUCCAAAUUUCAUUUCAAUUCUUUCAGUUUCCUUCAUUUUACUUUUUAGCGACAACAAAACAAAUAUUUUCUCAUUUUUGCCGCCGCUAAUUAACAGAAAACAACCAAAACUACACCAUAUGGAGGUAGAAGCCGAAUCAGAAACCAAAAAAAACCUAACAAAAAAAUCCUCCUCGUUCCGCCUCCGUAGCAACAGUCUAAACUCCGUCCGCCUCCGCCGCAUUUUCGACCUUUUCGACAAAAAUGGCGACGGGAUGAUCACGGUGGAAGAUCUCAGCCAAGCCCUAAACUUAUUAGGGCUAGACGCUGAUUUUUCUGAACUUGAAUCCACCAUUAGGUCUCACAUGAAGCCAGGUAAUGACGGACUUGGAUACGAAGAAUUCGUGGAGCUUCACCGGUCGUUGGACGAGGCGUUCUUGAGCUACGACGACGAACUGGAGGCGGAUGGUGACGGAGUUGAUCCAAUGACGCAGGAGGAGUCUGAUUUAUCGGAGGCGUUUAAGGUGUUUGAUGAAGACGGUGACGGUUAUAUCUCUGCUCAUGAAUUGCAAGUGGUUUUGAAGAAACUUGGCAUGCCGGAGGCGAAAGAAAUAGCAAGAAUUGAGCAGAUGAUCUGCUCCGUUGAUCGGAAUCAUGAUGGUCGUGUUGAUUUCUUUGAGUUUAAAGAUAUGAUGAGAAGUGUUCUUAUUCGCAGCAAUUGAUGAUAAUUAAUUUCUUCAUAUAUAUAUAUCUUCUUUUUGUUUCAUUUUGAUUUCUUUAAUUUGGUUUUUUGUUUUGUUUUGUUUUCUUGGGAUUUCUUUAAUUUGGUAGUGAAGAUUGAAGAAAAAUUCACGAUCGUUAGGUUUUGUAUACAAAACUAUUUGUAUAAUUGGAAAUACCAAUUUGAUAAUCAGAAUUGUAUAUUUCUUCACAAUUGGCUUAGUGAAUUGAUUUUUAUGUUAAUAAUGUUGAGGACCA
This is a messenger RNA of Mercurialis annua (annual mercury), 1032 nucleotides long. Its product is annotated as probable calcium-binding protein CML43. The transcript has a single exon. Gene Ontology annotation, molecular function: calcium ion binding. Bases 195 to 776 code for a protein of 193 amino acids. The record is from RefSeq and is a predicted model, not a curated record. NCBI's taxonomy places the organism in Eukaryota, Viridiplantae, Streptophyta, Magnoliopsida, Malpighiales, Euphorbiaceae.